Messenger RNA from Durio zibethinus, 1173 nucleotides. RefSeq names its product triosephosphate isomerase, cytosolic. NCBI's taxonomy places the organism in Eukaryota, Viridiplantae, Streptophyta, Magnoliopsida, Malvales, Malvaceae. The record is from RefSeq and is a predicted model, not a curated record. Gene Ontology annotation, cellular component: cytosol. Gene Ontology annotation, molecular function: triose-phosphate isomerase activity. Gene Ontology annotation, biological process: glycolytic process; glycerol catabolic process; gluconeogenesis.
AACUUUUGAUCGCCUUCACUCACAAACACCCACUACAAAACCCUGGGCGACAACCCACGGUUUUGUCGUUCAGUCUUGUUACAGUGGGCCUUAUUGUAGCUUUGGGUUUCUUGUUCUUCUCCUAACUCUCGUUUUCAUCGCCAAAAGCAACCAAACGCAAAGAUUUCAUGGCUCGCAAAUUCUUCGUCGGCGGCAACUGGAAAUGCAAUGGAACAACUGAGGAAGUUAAGAAGAUUGUUACCACGUUGAAUGAAGCUGAAGUUCCUUCUGAGGAUGUCGUGGAGGUUGUUGUGAGCCCUCCAUUUGUGUUUCUUACCCUUGUGAAAAGUCUGUUGCGGUCUGAUUUCCAUGUUGCUGCUCAGAACUGUUGGGUUCGCAAAGGUGGUGCUUUUACUGGGGAAGUUAGUGCUGAGAUGCUUGUUAAUCUGGGCAUUCCAUGGGUUAUUAUUGGUCACUCUGAGAGAAGGUCUCUCUUGAGUGAGUCCAAUGAGUUUGUUGGAGACAAAGUCGCAUAUGCACUUUCUCAAGGCUUGAAAGUGAUUGCUUGCAUUGGAGAGACUCUUGAACAGCGAGAAUCAGGCUCUACCAUGGCUGUCGUUGCUGCACAAACCAAAGCAAUUGCUGAUAAAGUAACAAAUUGGAGUAAUGUUGUUUUGGCUUAUGAACCUGUUUGGGCCAUUGGUACCGGGAAGGUUGCGACCCCUGCCCAGGCUCAGGAAGUUCAUUGUGAAUUGAGGAAAUGGCUUCAUGACAAUGUUAGUGCUGAAGUUGCUGCAUCGACUAGAAUUAUAUAUGGAGGUUCCGUUAAUGGAGGAAACUGCAAGGAAUUGGCUGCACAAGCAGAUGUGGAUGGCUUUUUGGUUGGUGGAGCUUCUCUUAAGCCCGAGUUCAUUGAUAUCAUCAAGGCUGCUACUGUGAAAAAGAAUUGAAGUUCACAGCCAGGAAUCAGAGCUUAAACCAGAAACACUAUAUUUUUUUAGUUGUGAUCUUUCCUUAGAACUUCUUGUCAAAAUUUCCUGGUGUAAUAAGCCGAAUUUAACUAUGUUUUUGUGGGUUUGAGGCACAGAUCCUCCUCUUCAAUUGGAUUCAUCUGUACAUUUUGGCUCCACCAUGGUUGUUGUGGGAUAGCCCUUGUUGUCAAUUGCUGGAAACUUCCUUUUGAUUUUGACAUAA